Molecule: messenger RNA, 1426 nt
Organism: Acanthisitta chloris (rifleman)
Lineage: Eukaryota; Metazoa; Chordata; Aves; Passeriformes; Acanthisittidae
Gene: P4HA3
Product: prolyl 4-hydroxylase, alpha polypeptide III
Exons: 12
Biological process (GO): peptidyl-proline hydroxylation to 4-hydroxy-L-proline
Cellular component (GO): endoplasmic reticulum
Molecular function (GO): protein binding; procollagen-proline 4-dioxygenase activity; iron ion binding
Source: RefSeq, a predicted model, not a curated record
GUUUUAUGAGAAGGUCCAGGUGCUGCACCAAGACCCUGAGGCCUCGGUGGACAACCCCUUGCUGGCCUUCAGCCUCAUCAAGCGCCUCCACUCCGACUGGCCCAACGUCAUCUACAGUGAUGAGGCCACAGAGAACACCCAGGCACUCCAUGCUGGCUUCAGGGAGGUGGAGCAGGAGCUGCCUGGAGCUGAAGACCUGGAUGGAGCAGCCCGGGCCCUGAUGCGGCUGCAGGAUGUCUAUGCCCUCAGCGUGAAAGGCAUGGCCAGUGGCAUCUUCCAGCAAGCCAGUGCUGGUCACCCGCCCCUCUACAGCCCCAGCCGGCGCAUCUCCCUCUCUGCUGAUGACUGCUUCCAUGUGGGAAAGGUAGCCUAUGACAUAGGUGACUACUACCACUCCAUCACAUGGCUGGAGGAGGCCAUCAGCCUCUUCCGCCUCUCCUAUGGCACCUGGAACCCAGAGGACCGGAGCAGCCUGGAGGAUGCUCUGGACCAUCUUGCCUUCUCCUACUUCAUGGCUGGAAACAUCUCCCACGCCUUGAGCCUCUCCAGGGAGUUUCUCCACUAUGAUCCCAGUAACCAAAGGGUGUCGAAGAACGUGGCUAAGUAUGAGAAGCUGCUGGAGACAGGGACAGCAGUGAGUGCCAGACCUCUGCAACGCCCCAACAGCACUCACCUUCAGAGUCGUGCCGCCUACGAGGAGCUGUGCCAGCGCCCAAGGGGGCAGUCAGCCCCAGAGGAUCUCCUGCACCUCAGCUGCUCCUACGAGACCAACAGCAGCCCCUACCUCCUUCUCCAGCCUGCCAAGAAGGAGAUGGUCCAGAUCCGACCCUACGUGGCUUUGUACCAUGAUUUCAUCAGUGAUGCAGAGGCUGAGACCAUCAAGGGAUUGGCAGGGCCCUGGCUGCAGAGGUCCGUGGUUGCCUCUGGAGAGAAGCAGCAGAAAGCUGAGUACCGGAUAAGCAAGAGUGCCUGGCUGAAGGACACUGCUGACCCCGUGGUGAGGGCACUGGAGCAGCGCAUCACUGCCGUCACCGGCCUGGACCUGCGGCCACCCUAUGCUGAGUACCUGCAGGUGGUCAACUACGGCUUGGGAGGCCACUAUGAGCCACACUUCGACCAUGCCACGUCCAGGAAGAGCCCACUGUACAGAAUGAAGUCAGGCAACAGGAUCGCUACGGUCAUGAUCUAUCUAAGUGCAGUGGAGGCAGGAGGCUCCACCGCCUUCAUCUACGCUAACUUCAGUGUGCCUGUGGUCAAGAACGCAGCUCUGUUCUGGUGGAACCUGCGGAGGAAUGGGGACGGGGAUGGGGACACUCUGCACGCCGGCUGCCCUGUCCUGGCUGGGGACAAGUGGGUGGCCAAUAAGUGGAUCCAUGAGCACGGGCAGGAGUUCCGGCGGCCGUGCAGUGCUGACCCACGAGACUGA